GUUCGUGUCUCUUCGUUAUCUGAUCUUUACAUUGGGACAGGCAGGGUUGAGAUACUUACAUGCAAGGCUGAUAUGGUAUAUUUAAAUAUCAGCUGUGAUUUUAAUAUCACACUAGAGGGUGUUGAGAUGCAUGCUCCAGGUAGUGUGUCCUACUAUAGUGAAGCAGAACAAUACCACACAAUCGUCUAUCACGAUAUCUGCAUUCUGACUAUACCAUACGAAAACUUAACUGCAGGACGGUAUUCGUAUUUUUUAACCAUGAAACUCAUGAACGGCUCAGAUGUCAUUCAGGUUAAAAACAGCUCAUUUGGAGGUGUAACAUAUACCUUGCCAUCUGUAGACUUGAGCCCUACUUGCAAAUCCCAGGGCUCUAAACUCAUGUAUCCUGGAGAAACUAGGACCUGCACCUGCAUCAUGACCAAAGCAGGCACUGGAGGCUAUGCUGGCUGGUACUACAAAGGGUUGGUGGAAGUCAUCACAAAUUUGACAAAACCUGCUACAGGAACUCAGGAUACAAUGCUGAAUGUUUCAUAUGAAGAUGUUGCGAAACAGCACACGUUUUUCUGUGCACCUGUGACUAGCUUGGGCGGACCAAGACCGUUUAUAUCAUAUUCCCCUAAUUUGGCAUUGCCACCAAAACUAACAUCCUUCACUGUCAAUGGCACAAACACAGAAGCGGUAGUAAACGUGAACUCAACGCUUGUAUUUAACUGCUCUGCUAAAGGAAAUCCCAGUCCUAGAAUAUCUCUGACACAACAUGGGGAACAGCGUGCUCACUCCUUGUAUGGUCAACUGAUCUCAUUGUUAAGAAUGACAGACUGCAGAAAAGCUGGACAAUAUUCAUGUCAAGCUAGUACCCAAGGCUUCCCUGUGGCUGACACCAAAUACAUCAACGUUUACAUGCGCUGUCCCCAAGAGAUCUAUGACAACAAUACACCUGCCAAGUACAGUGUUCUAAUGGGCACUAGGUCUGUGGUCAACAUCCAACUGAUUGGCUACCCAGCACCCACCAAGCUAAAGCUGGAAAAACAAAGUGAUGUCAACAUGAAAGACUUUACAGUGGCAUACAGCAACACUACUGGCCCCAUAGGGUAUGUCAGUGUUGUGUUCAAAGCUGAAGAGAAACACUUAGGCUGGUACAAACUUGUUGUUGGAAAUGGAGUUGGUGAAGACCUCAGCUAUAAAUUCAAUAUUGUCAGAGGUUCUGCCAACAAUGUCUGCAAGCUGAUGUAUUCUUAUUGUGUCUUGUACCUGGCAAUGGUCAUGUGGGCUCUGGUGUGGAAGUUGGAUUGAAAUUGACUUUCAUCUAUUUUGCAGAUUCUACUUCUGGAUUAAUGGAUACUGGAUUUGUUCUCCCUAUAUUAGAUGUAGUUAUCAAGUGACCUGUAACAAGUAACAUUAGUUCUCCCCUUGUUAAGUAAUUGUCUUAUUUAUGUCAGUGCAGCCCAAGACUUGUGUACUCUAUGUAAUUUAUAGCUAGCUGUAGACAAUUUUGUUACAAAGGAAUUUUCUUAUAUAAGUUGUUACACUUUUCUUAAAGGCUAAUGCUUCAAUAAAUGUCAAUUUUAACAAAUAGAAACAUUUAAAGAAAAUGGUUUUUGAAAAGCUUAUCUGGAAAAUGAAUGGGAAUAAUACACUGUUUUUAUUUUGGCUAACUUUGUUUAUGAUCAAGUGUUAUUCCAUUCACUUCACUUACUUACUUAGACCUUUAAAGCCAUUGUGGGGCAAAGGGCUGCAGUUUACCUUUCUAUCUGAUUCUGUUUUGGGCAGCUCUCUUUAAUAGAGUCCACUUAAGUACCGUAUCCCAUGUUUCUCCUUCCUGUGUUCUUUACCAGGAUUGCUGUGGAUAAUCUAGUUUUCUUUUCCAGCCCUUCACUCGCCUCUCUAUGU
Messenger RNA from Physella acuta, 1890 nucleotides. RefSeq lists its product as uncharacterized. The record is from RefSeq and is a predicted model, not a curated record. Lineage: Eukaryota; Metazoa; Mollusca; Gastropoda; Physidae.